Molecule: messenger RNA, 1085 nt
Organism: Mauremys reevesii (Reeves's turtle)
Lineage: Eukaryota; Metazoa; Chordata; Testudines; Geoemydidae
Gene: METTL21C
Product: methyltransferase like 21C
Exons: 5
Coding region: 109-918 (269 amino acids)
Biological process (GO): peptidyl-lysine methylation
Cellular component (GO): cytoplasm; cytosol
Molecular function (GO): protein-lysine N-methyltransferase activity
Source: RefSeq, a predicted model, not a curated record
ACAGAAAAUUAAUCCUCCCAGGUGCAUGCCUGUAUAAAAACCUUUAGGGUGGUCUGAGAAGAUGCACAGGAAACUUCAAACUCACUCUGCUAAAGAAGCAUUCCUGCUAUGAUCUCCACACAGCACCGGCCACUCCGCAACGAAAUUCAAAGAGCAAUGGACUGCCCAAGCAGAGAGAAGGAGCUUAAUGAACAGCAGUCUGAAUGUCAGGAUGGGUCUAAUUGCCCUGACUAUUCUCCAGCAACAGCAGAAUCCAAUUCAGAAUCACCAAGAAUUCUUAAAAUACUGCAGAAGUGGAUUCCUACAGUUUCUCCAUAUUUUGACAAGGAGCAUUAUUGUUAUGCAGACCACCAGAUCACUAUUCAAGAAUCAUUAGACCACUUCGGAGCUAUAGUAUGGCCCGGUGCAUUGGCUUUAUCUCAGUACCUGGAAUCAAAUCAACAAGAGAUCAACCUAAAAGACAAAAAGGUACUUGAAAUUGGUGCUGGAACAGGACUGGUAUCCAUUGUGGCUAGUAUACUAGGAGCUUAUGUUACAGCUACUGAUUUGCCUGAAGUACUUGAAAAUCUCAAACUGAAUAUUUCAAGAAAUACACAAAAUAUGAAUAUACACCAACCUGAAGUGAGGAAGCUGGCGUGGGGAGAAGACCUCAAUGAAGACUUCCCUAAAUCAACUCACCAUUAUGAUUUUAUUUUGGCAAGUGAUGUUGUCUACCACCAUACAUCUCUGGAUCCAUUACUAACAACCAUGGCAUAUUUAUGCCAGCCAGGGACAGUAUUAUUAUGGGCAAAUAAGUUCAGAUUCAGCACAGAUUUUGAAUUUUUAGAGAAACUUCGCAAUAUAUUAAUCGUUACACUUCUAGCAGAAUUUCCAGAAUCAAAUAUCAAGCUGUUUAAAGCCACAGUAAAAGAGAAUUAAAACAGUCACAGUUCUGAUGCCCCUCAAAAUUUAUGAGUUUUUAGUUUUUAGUACAUAAUGCACACUGAGUGCAUUAAUGUCCAUAAACCUGUCCCUGAGUCUUUGAAUUUUGCACUUCAAUACAUGAAAAAUUAAGAUGGAUGAUGAUAUCAUCAGGACACUGCUUA